This is a messenger RNA of Ixodes scapularis (black-legged tick), 843 nucleotides long. RefSeq lists its product as uncharacterized. NCBI's taxonomy places the organism in Eukaryota, Metazoa, Arthropoda, Arachnida, Ixodida, Ixodidae. The transcript has a single exon. Bases 1 to 843 code for a protein of 280 amino acids. The record is from RefSeq and is a predicted model, not a curated record.
AUGAUAAACGACGCUACCACACUGCUGAACAGCCCUGAUAUAGACCUGAGCAGGCUCAUCGGAUUCAAAGAACGCCUGACUACGAGCAACGCGGAGCUUGAUAGAAUUAACGAGGAGUUAGAGCCGCUGCUAUCAGCAGAGUUGGAGGACGAGUACGCUGCUGCUGCCGAAUGUCAAGGCCAUGCCGUCAUGCUUAUUGCGCAGCUUGGCUUCAAGAUUGCGGAACUGGAGAACAGUAGACGCCCCAUGGUUCAGGCGACAGCAACGACUACGCCCAAUGCGCAUGACACAGUCUUCAGGAUGAGUGGAUCCAGACUACCAAAACUGGACAUCACUACUUUCAGAGGGGACGUCACCCAGUGGCAGACGUUUUGGGAACAGUAUGAAGGAACAAAUCACUCAAAUCGCACGUUGUCAACGAUGGAUAAAUUUCAUUAUUUGCGCCGCUACUUGACUGGAGACGCAGCAGCUGCAAUAGCAGGGCUACCCACAACGGAAGCGUGCUAUGCUGAUGCCAUUCAACUACUAAAGCAACGUUUUGGUGAUCAAAAGAGGAUAGAGCAAGUACACCUGGCGGCCCUUCGAAAUCUUCCCCGUGUUCGAUCUUCUACAGACACCAUGGGUCUGAGGAACUUGUACGACACUAUGCAGCUGAACAUUCGAGCUCUCAACUCACUAAACGUGCCGACCGGAAGUUUCGCGGCCAUGCUUUGCGAUAUCCUCAUCACAUCGAUGCCUCAUGACAUUGUGGUGCAAUACUACAGACAAGUUUCAUACAAGGCUCCAAACAACGCAGCAGCGGAGGAGGCAGGAGGUUUUUUUGUUGUAUACCUUGAACUAUAA